Molecule: messenger RNA, 719 nt
Organism: Balaenoptera musculus (blue whale)
Lineage: Eukaryota; Metazoa; Chordata; Mammalia; Artiodactyla; Balaenopteridae
Product: serum basic protease inhibitor-like
Exons: 3
Coding region: 1-321 (106 amino acids)
Molecular function (GO): serine-type endopeptidase inhibitor activity
Source: RefSeq, a predicted model, not a curated record
AUGAGACGGCUCUGCCUCUCCGUUGCCCUUCUCGUCCUCCUGGUCACCCUGGUGGCCUGCACCCCGGGGGGUGAACACAAGAGCCGUGCCAGAGGUUCUCAGCCUGCCUUCUGCCUGGAGCCUCAUUACACGGGUCCCUGCAGGGCCCGGAAGAUCAGGUACUUCUACAACGCCAAGUCCGGGCAGUGCAAGAUCUUUAUAUAUGGCGGCUGCCGAGGGAAGAAGAACAGCUUCCUGACAGCAGAGGAUUGCAUGAAGACCUGCGGUGGUCAUGCGGGGAUCCAGGGAGGAUCUGCGAGCUGUGCUCCCCCGAAACUCUGAACUCAAAGAGGACGCACACAGGGCUGGGCUGUGGCUGCUUCUGAAACAGUUCAGUCUCCUCUGAGUCCUUCUCAACCCCACCCUCCUCAGCAGAACCCUGCCUCUUUCCUUCCCCCCAUGGGUCUACUUGCUUUAGUUCUGUCUCGUCCAGUCGGCUCUAAGCACCAGGAGAACAAGUCUUCCCUUUAUCCCUAGCACUUAGCACAGGUCCUGGCACGAAGGAGACAGUCCAUAAUUACUUGAGGAAGGAAAGAAUGAAUGCAGAUGCACAUUCCUCACAGUGGGAGAGAUCUUUUCAAUAAAGAAGCCCCUUUCCCUCACAGUGAUGUUGCACAUUUUCCUUUCUAUGGCUUCAAACUGUCUGUCUUAUAUUCCAAUAAAUUCAUAUUCAAAUUAAA